Stegostoma tigrinum is the source of this 2750-nucleotide messenger RNA. It is a transcript of the gene naf1, whose product is annotated as nuclear assembly factor 1 homolog (S. cerevisiae). Bases 105 to 1895 code for a protein of 596 amino acids. Gene Ontology annotation, molecular function: RNA binding. Gene Ontology annotation, biological process: pseudouridine synthesis; ribosome biogenesis; box H/ACA snoRNP assembly. The transcript has 9 exons. The record is from RefSeq and is a predicted model, not a curated record. Lineage: Eukaryota; Metazoa; Chordata; Chondrichthyes; Orectolobiformes; Stegostomatidae. Gene Ontology annotation, cellular component: sno(s)RNA-containing ribonucleoprotein complex.
GCGAUACUUUGUCAUAAGAUGCGACGACGUUUGUUUCUGGAGCAGUAGUGUGAGCGCGUUGGUGGUGAUUUUCGUAGACUCUUUGUUUCGAUUUUUGACGAAGUAUGACAGACCAAAGAGGAGAUAGAGACGUUCAACCCUCUCAACAGACAGGAAUCACUGAGCGGACAGUGGUCUCAGAGGGCAAUUUAUUGUUGGAAAGCAAUGAUGAUUUGGCUGCCACACAACACGAGCUGCCAGCAGCAGAAUUAUGCAAUCAAGCGUGUAAAAUUGUAUCCCUGACGGCAGUUCCUGAAGUUUGUGUGAUAAAGCAGAAAAAUUCUACAGUUCAGCAUGAGCUUGGUGUUCCAACCCUACAGAGCACUGCAAGUGAAAUUAAUGGUAAUGUGCUCGUUUGUGUAAAUCCAGUAACACCUGUGUCUCAAGGGAAUUUGAAUGCUGUUAAAUCAAGUGAGAUCAGUACUUCUCAGGAGUGUGACAUUGCAUCUGCUGUUCCUGCCUUGGUCACUGGUGAUCAAGAAAUGGAAGUUUCAGUGUCUGCUCAGCUGGAGAUGUUAUCAUUUAAAAGAUCACAGUUGAAAUACCAGGAAACAGAAUAUGCACGAGACCAACAUUUCGGCCAGGAAAAUAAGUUCCCACAGGUUGACGUUACAUUACAAGACAAUGCGGCUGACGUGGAAGAUAGUGAAGGUGAUGAAAGUUCUUCAUUGGACAGUGACUCAGAUUCCACGUCAUCAUCUUCUGAACUCUCUGUGGUUGUAUUAUCAGAUGGUGAAGAUGAUGAUCAGGAACUAGCAGGAAAGAGAAAACCCCAACCAGUCAAAACAAAGGAUGAACUGCUGUUGGAGGAUUUGCCGAAAGUCGAAGAAGUAAAUAUUGUUCUUCCUGAAGAAGUGAAAAAGGAGCCCAUUGGGAUUGUCUCCAGUAUCAUUGACCAGUUGGUUAUUGUAAAAUCACUGAAGGACAUGCCACCUGUGAAUGAGGAAACUAUCCUAUUCAGAAAUGACAACACUUCAGUUGGGAAGGUAUUUGAGGUAUUUGGUCCAGUUUCUCAGCCAUUUUACAUUCUUCGUUUCAAUUCUGCUGAAGAGAUCACUGUGAAGGAAAUUGAGUUACAACAGAUGUUUUACUUUGCCCCAGCAGUGAAGGAUUUCACUCAGUACAUCUUUACAGAGCAACUCAAGCAAGAAAAAGGUUCUGAUGCAUCUUGGAGAAAUGACCAGGAGCCACCAACUGAGGCUCUGGAUUUCAGUGAUGAUGAAAAAGAAAGGGAAGCAAAGCAAAAGAAGAAAAAGAAGCAACAAAAUCAUGGAGAUAAAAAUACUCGAUCUGGUGGAAAGGAAGAUGGACAAGCACAACAACAAAAGCAAGUUCAUUUAGUUUGUGGGAGAGGAUUUAAACGCAGUCCUGGUCAUGAAUUCCGUCAUCAUUCUUCAACCAGAUUUGAAAAUCCAACAGGUUAUAGAUUUCCUCAGUCAGCAGAAAACCUUGGAACAUCACUUAACCAGAGGUCACCAUUUAGACCUCCAGGAUUUCAUCCAUCUAUCAAUAUGAUGCGUUCACAACCUGUGAUGUCCAAUCCAUUAAUGUCAUGGCCUUAUACUCCUCCAUUUUGGACUCCAGUGCCAAAUGAUAUGCAUCAUUUCUUAAUUCCUCCACCACCACCGCCACCUCCGCCAUCCUUUCCACUUCAGUCACUGAGCACAGGCUGGUCAGAAUCUAACAUGAGGCAUACUACUUGUUUUCCAAGUGCUCCUCCCACUUGUUUUUCCAAUACUCCUCCUCCUCCUCUUCCUCCUCCUCCUCCUCCUCCUCCUCCUCCUCCUCCUCACACAUCAAAUUCACAACUCCAUCCACAAGGUUCACGAGUCUUUGUUCAUAGAUCUGGAUAUUAGGAAGGCCCAUAUGUUGCCAACUUUCUGAUAUACAUGACAAGUAUCAAGUAUUGUUCUCCACUCAGACUCCAAUAAAAUUGGAUGCAAAAUAUUCCAGAUACUGAGCAAUCAGGAGGAUAGAGCAGCUAAGAACAUGGUUUGCUCAUUGAAAUAGCAUCAGUCAAUGACAUUUUUGAUCUAACAAACACUGUUGAUAUCAAGUCUCUGCUUCCAAUAACCAUUUGAAGCAAGCAAAAUCUUACCUGAAGUUUAAAGUUAAGUAAAAGCAAAUACAGAGUUGUAUCCUGUUGUGUCUUAAAGUUAAAUAACUAGUUCACACUUAAUAAUUAGGAAUGCUGUCUUUUUGUGAUGUCUGCUAUUGUUAAACUUCAGUGAAAAGAGAUACUAAUUUGGGUCAUGUUACAGACAAAAUUUGACUUUUUCUCAUACUUCACCUAAUAAAUACAAUCAUGUACAACAGUAGUUUGAACAUAUCAUUCUACUUGUUCAGAAAUGGCACUUUUUGGCCUGCAAAGACACCUUUCAUACACAAUGGAUACUGAAGAAUCUGCGGACACGUUUGUACCUCAGACAAUGCUUUUCUCCAUUUAGGAUUUCGAACUGGAUGCAAAAUGAUUUGCUAAUUGGUUAUUACUUACUGUGUUGCUGUUAAAGGCCAGUUUAACUUCCUGAACAUAAAUUGUAAUACUGUAUUUUGUCAAUCGAGAAAUGUUGUCACUAGUGUUAAAUUAAUCAACAAAGACUUUUCAUACAUUUAGCAAACUUUACAUCUUUAGAAAAUCCUGAAUGUCACUUCUUUUGCUCCUCAAGAUCAUUGAAUAUAAAAUCAGGUAAAUCAAAAAUAUUUUGAAGUUG